This is a messenger RNA of Cuscuta epithymum, 8302 nucleotides long. The record is from the annotation of a GenBank genome assembly. NCBI's taxonomy places the organism in Eukaryota, Viridiplantae, Streptophyta, Magnoliopsida, Solanales, Convolvulaceae.
CCUCUCCUUAACGAGCAAUCUGCCGUUUUCUUCUCCACAUGGUCAUCGGAAAUUUUGUCUCCAUCAAACAAGUAUUGGUUUUCGGAUGUAUCUUCUCUAUCUUUAGCAGUACUAUUCCAGAUUUUUAAGGAAGAGCUCAUCGGAAGACGUUAUCAAGGGGCCACACUUAUUUGAGUAAUUUGAGUUCAGCCGUUAACAGAUACUAAGGGUAAGGCCAAGGCCUAGGAAGAUGACGAGGGAGUGGAACGCGUGCCAAGAUGAGUUAACGGGAACGACCUUGGUGGCUUCUAGCUAGAUAAUAUUUGGUUUCAGUAUUUCAGUGUUAUAAUAAAGUGACUUAUAUUACUUUAUUUUUUUUAUUUGAGGAUUUGAAGUUUUAGCAAAUUCCUGGAUCCAGGUGGUUAUCACAUUUAAUUUGCUGGUGAUAAUUAUAUUUUAUUGAGUUCUUAUCAAGAGUUAUAUUUUAAUUAUUUUUGAGAUUUUAUCAGGGUUAUUUUCUUAAAUAGACGGCCGUUAAUUGUAGUUAUUUUUAAAAGUAGUAAGUUAGUGUAACGAUUCCUUUAACCCUGAGAGGGGCGUUACAAUUUGGUAUCAGAGCCCAGGUUGUCCCGUAACUUCAUUUGUCAUCGUUCACGUGCUCGUCAUCUUCCAAGUAAGUACUUAUUUAUGCUAAAAGUUAUCUAUGUGAAAGUAUGUUUGAGUGUUGUUGGUAUUAGUUAGAUAGAAAAGUCAAGUAAGAUUAUUAUAUACUCAACUCGUAAAACCUUUGUGUCAUUACAAGCUAGUCAGAUUAAAUUUUAUUCGAGCUCCUAUACUCUUGAGUUAGGUCUUCUAUUUCAUUUUGGAAGUACAUAGGGCUGUUAGCUAAAACACCAUCGUUCUAGUCACAUCUCUCAAAAUCACGUAUUUGCGGUUUCUCCACUUUAGCCUAUGUUGAUCUUUCAUAGAGAAUAUUUUCUCAUAGAGGUUACUCAUGAUUAAAUUCGAGUUAAUUAAAAAAAAAGAGUGUCAUAUAGUCUUUAUUUUCUCACGAUUAAGUAAUUGAAUUACGUCACAUUCAGUGGUAAUCCAACUAUCUUUGUAUAUAGCUUGUAGUUUAUUCAUGGUCCAAGUCUUAUUAGUUAUUUUUAAAAAUAAUAAUGAGUUUGUCUCAUAUUUUUUUAAAGCAUUACAUGUAAGUGAAUUUACAUGAGAUGAAGAAUUUUCAUAAGCAUGCAAAUCAGUUUGUUAUGUAUUUUAUUUAUUUAUUUAUUGAAAAAUAAAAAAAAAACGCUCAUGCUUUUUACAUUAUCUAAUUAUUUAAGAGUUAUAAGUUAUAGCUUAUUUUUGUGUGUGUAAAAUGUUGGAGCUUCACCUUGAAUUUCGAAAGUUCUUAAAUAGUGGAGUUAAAUUUUUAUCAACCGUUUCAGAAGCUCCAUGAUUUUCUAGAGUAUUGAGCAUUGGUAUCUCAAGUUUGGAAUCUUGAGUUGCUGAGAGGGCCCCUCAUCAAUUUGAUGAUUCCAAUAGGAGAUACCGGUGAUCGGACACUGCUUUAAAAUGAUCAAUGGUCAGAUUAUACAUUUCUUUACGUUGUAAAUGCUUAUUUCAAAAUAAGUUUUAAAGUGUGUUGAUUAAUCAUUUAAUGCGUUUAGUGAUUAAUGAUUAAUCACAUGGCAGUGACUAUUUACCAAAAUUCAAAUAAGUAAAUUUUUUGAAGUGAUAUAUUAGUAUAGUAUUUAGCUAUUUCCUCAAAAGUAUGUUUCAGAAGAAAUUUAGAUUUUUAAAACGUCUCAAAGAAAUCUUCAGAGUAUUCUUUGCUUUUGGCACUGAGAUUUAAACAGUGUUGUACAUUAUUUUUCCAAAGGUCUUCCUCGUUUUUUUUUCAUUUGGUUACCAAAAAGAUAUUGAGUCUCACUACUUAAAUUCCUUUAGAAAGAUCUGCCAUUAAAGUCUUUAUACGUGAUUCAAAAGUUUUUAGUAUUAUUAGAUUCUUAAAAGUUAGAUUAUAAGAUGUGAGUGGAAGGAUCAAAUUGAACCACCAGUCCCUGGUGAACCAUGUUUUAUGACCUGCUGCACGCGAUAUAGGGAUUUACGAAGUGAGUGUCAAUACAAUAUGAUCUAGAAUAUGAAGAUUUCAAUAGAAUAAAGAAUAUGCAUUGGUACCAUCGAGCUCUCUUAUAGCCAUUAUGUACGAGUAUUUGUAGACAGUUUUCCAAUGAGCUCGUGCUGGUAGUUGGUAUGUUCUUUGAGUAAUAGAAGUAUGAGUGAGAAUAAAGAUUAUAAAGAGUUUGGCACCUCAAACAAUUCUUUUGUUAUGAGUUAUCAGCAACUCUAGGGCUUGAACCCCAAUAGUUGAGUAAAUUAUAAAUUAUAUAAUGUGAAUCUUUUAUGGAGUAAAUUAUUGUCAGUCAAAGUCAAGAAUAUAUGAACCCAGUAAGAAGAGUCUAACUAUGAAGUUUAGAUUUUCUUUUGAAAGAUAUUAGUUUAGAUCCUGUAAGCAGCUUAUUAGAUCCUUCGAUGAAUUUAUUACUUCUAUUUGGAUACUAAAGAGCAAAAAAAAAAAUUGAGAGUUUGUGUAUAGUAAUAUUAAACAAGUAUUGAGUUACCUGAUUUUUAGGGAAAAACGUCUCUUCUAAAAUCUAAGUAAGUCUUGGAUAAGGCCUCAUUCGAUUUAUUCAGUUGAUAUGGUUGUUAAUUAUUUUUCACUCUUGUGAGAAAUUAUGUAUUACGGUUUGACGACCUUAUUGUUUCAUAAAGGUAUGAAAACUUUACCACUAUAAGAGAGCAGUAUUUGCAAAAGAAAAUAGUUAGGAGAUAAAGGUUUAGAAGAAAUAACUAUCGAUUUUGAAGAGCUUAAAGAAAGUUUACAAUUGAACUAUUAUUCUGGGUCGUGUAGACUACUUUUUUGAAUAUAUCACAUUUCGAUUAGUGAAGGGAUGAAAGGUUUAAUUGAGAGAGGAAAAAAAAUAGUAUUUUAUUUAAUCUUUCUACUACUGAAUAGGAAGCUAAGAGAUUAGAAUUAUAAAGUCAUUAGUGAAACAAAAAAAAUGCCUGUUGACAAAUUUUUAGUGUCAGACAUUUAUGUGCUGGACAAUGUCAGUUUUUGUUAAACAGAACAUUUAUGAUAUCUUUUGUUUAAGAAAAAUGAAAAUUUGAAACUAAGCAAAUAAUUUAUUUUUUUUGAUGUUGACAUUUUAAUGUCUACCCACUUACUGAUUUUCUAGAGGUAGUCCAAGAAGAUUUAGUUACAAAACUUAUAAUAUAACUUGUUCACAAAAGACUUAUCCACCGGAAGAUUUUUCCUCUAGAUAUUAAGACUAUUAGCUUCAAUUAAUCAAUUGUGUUCAAGGAUUGAGGGAGACUGGUGUUCAUCUUAUUAGGAAUAACUGUUCUUUUCAAGAUCAAAUUUUAAGAUAAAAGAAAAUUCUAAUUAUAAGUUAGAUUCAACUUUCUUGACUAGUUCAAUAUAUUAAUCAAUGAAGUUAUAGUUCGGUUACAGAGGUACAGAACCAUAAGAAAGUUUUUCUUUUGAUGAAAAGAUAAUUUUGAAAUGCUUGAGUGGAUAAAAGAAAAAGAGUUUAGUAGUUUAAUCUAUUUUAGGCUUUAAAAAAAAUUCUUUUGAUAUAAUAGGUAAAUCAGAUUACGGUGGAUUAUUAAAAGAAAUGAAGAUUUCUUGUUAUGCUUUAGAAAAGAAUUUUAUGUGGAGAGCCACCUUGACUACACAUAACAUAAGAAUGAUUUUUUUUUCUUCCUGAAGUUAUAAAUGAUGUGCUAGCUCUGAGUACUUUUGAUGCAUAAGAAGAAAAGAUAUCUCAAGGAUCCAACAGUAGAUAUAUAAUUCUAUGUUGGUAUCAUUAUUGAGUAUAACCAUCCUUAAUGUUUUUAGGCGUACAUAUGAGUCUCAUAGCCCUGCUAUCAUGAACGGGUUGUGUGAUGGCUAGUAUAAUAAAACGGAUUUCAUAUAAAUGAAGAUAUCACUUCGAUAAAAGCAAUAAAAUGGUGAAUGAGAAAACUUUAUUUUUCCCCACAGUGUAAACAAAUUGUGAGGAUGAACUCUUAUAACUGACACAGAAUAAAACAUUUUUCCUUAAAAGACAAGUUUGACCUAUGUAACCAUAUUGGUAGAAUAUGAAUCUAAAUUUCAUUUUAGUAGUACGAGGGGUAAGUUUUAUGACAAGGUUAAAGUUUAGUAUUGUCUUUCUUUUUCAUAAUUCUAAGCAAAGAGGUCAAACUAUUAAACUAUCUCGUGAGCUAUGAUUUUGUGUUGUAGUGCCACGAGAAAUCAGGAGAAGUGGAUUUAAAUACUAAGAGUUUUCUUAGUAUUUGUGUUGGUCAUUAUAUGAAAUAAUUGUGUGUUUUGCCAAUCGUGGAAAAUUGAUCAGUUUAGUAAUAAGAAGAAAAGUCAGUGCAAACUUCUCGCAUUUAAGUUAUAUAUGCUCACGAAAUAAAUUAAGUAAUCUGGUGAAAGGUAUAAAGCUAUUACAGUUGUACUAAGGCCAAGUGAAGGGCCCAGGUUGAAAUAAUAUGGCACGUCGUUAUCUCGAGAUGUUUUAAGUUUCGAGGACGAAACUUUUAUAAGGUGGGAGGGGUUGUAACACCCCGAUUUUUAUGAGCUAGUUAUAUUAAUCAUUAUUAAUUAUUUCAGUCAGUCAUAUACGUCUUUUAUGAUUAAUGCGAUUUAUUACUUUAUAUCAUGUGUUUUAUUUGUGGCAGGUAACGUUGACCGAUAAGCUCAAAUUAAUUUUAGUCAAUGAAAUAAGUAUGAUUUUAAUUUUUAUUUAGUAAAAUGGAAAAUACAAAUUUUCAGUUGGGUCAUAAGUACAAGUAUAUCUUAGAGGAUUAAGAGACCCAAAUCAGUUAUCUUAACCCAAAGUAGUUAUUUUGGCCCAAUUAGUUACACCGAAAUCCCUAAAAGAGGUUCAAAAUAUUUUUUUUACUUAAAACCCUUUGGUCCUCUCCUUAACGAGCAAUCUGCCGUUUUCUUCUCCACAUGGUCAUCGGAAAUUUUGUCUCCAUCAAACAAGUAUUGGUUUUCGGAUGUAUCUUCUCUAUCUUUAGCAGUACUAUUCCAGAUUUUUAAGGAAGAGCUCAUCGGAAGACGUUAUCAAGGGGCCACACUUAUUUGAGUAAUUUGAGUUCAGCCGUUAACAGGUAAGUUCACUACCACCUGUACAUGUUUGUUCAACCAAAUGCAAGAAAGAAGUCUGGUUGAUUUUUAAUAGAUAAUUUUAGACUAUUUGCUAUUAUGUGAACUAUGUGAAUUAUGUGAUGAGUUAUGUUAUUGUGAGAUUAAGUUAUGUUUAUUAUCUGGCAUAGUCAAGAUUUGUCAGUACUUUUGUUUCAGAAUUAAUGAUGUUUUUAGUCAAACGUCACCAUAAAAAGAACUAAUACUUAAAGUGAAAGAUCAGGUGAUAUGUACUCGGGAACAAGUUCCCUCAGUUUAUCAGUUAUCAGCUUAUCAGUUUCAGAGAGUCCGAUAUGUUUAGUGGGUCGCUCCCCUGAGCUGUCGGAUUGGCGCCUUUGAGUACAUAUCACGGGCCCACAGUUAAAAUUAGCCACAAAGAGUUUUACAGAAAGUUUAUGAGAUCCCCUUCAGAAAGUUUUACAGAAAGUUGUUUUUGAGAUCUCUUUCAGAAAGUUUUACAGAGAUGUUUGAGAAAGAUAUUUUGAGAUCUCUUCAGCAGUUUUGAGAAAUUAUUUUAGAAAAAUAUUUUCCUUUUGAGAUCUCGCUCAGAAUGUAUUUGAGAAGUUAUGUGUUAGUUAUUGGUUCAGUGCAUGCUUAUAGCCUAAUUUAUCUAUUGAUAAAUUGGCUUAGACUUCUAGAUAUUUUUGUGGAGCCAUAGUGACUUACUAAGCGUAAAGCUUAUCAGUUUUCUUUUUUCGCAUGUACAGAUACUAAGGGUAAGGCCAAGGCCUAGGAAGAUGACGAGGGAGUGGAACGCGUGCCAAGAUGAGUUAACGGGAACGACCUUGGUGGCUUCUAGCUAGAUAAUAUUUGGUUUCAGUAUUUCAGUGUUAUAAUAAAGUGACUUAUAUUACUUUAUUUUUUUUAUUUGAGGAUUUGAAGUUUUAGCAAAUUCCUGGAUCCAGGUGGUUAUCACAUUUAAUUUGCUGGUGAUAAUUAUAUUUUAUUGAGUUCUUAUCAAGAGUUAUAUUUUAAUUAUUUUUGAGAUUUUAUCAGGGUUAUUUUCUUAAAUAGACGGCCGUUAAUUGUAGUUAUUUUUAAAAGUAGUAAGUUAGUGUAACGAUUCCUUUAACCCUGAGAGGGGCGUUACAGCUCGAAGCAAGGGAUUCAGGAGAACUUUCCUCUCAAAUAGAAUGUGAUCCUAAACAGCAAACUUUUGCAAUCACAGUGACAAUUGAGAAGGAAAUGCAAAAGGAGAUCCCAAAUCCAGAAGAAAUACAAGAAGAAAGAAACACGGAGUUCCAGCUAGUCAAAGAAGAGAAUGAACCGAGUUUCAAGGUCCAAUAUCUGACCUUAUCAUCCUUUGAGGUCCUAGGAGUGAAAGUGUGAAGAAGAUAAACUAUCACGAUCCAAGUUUAAAUGACUGAACACAAUGAUGGCGUCGUGCAGCGACGUUAAAUAAGGCGCUUCUUGGGAGGCAACCCAUGUAAGGUACGUUUACUUUUUAUUCUAGUUUAAGUUUACACUUCAAAAAAAAAAAAAAAAAAAAAGAGGCCUGGGGAUUGAACCCGGCCCGGUAUAAAACCCAACCCGGUCGGGCCCCUUCAUAAAACACAGCACCCGGCCGAAUCACCCGGGCGAGGCAGUUGUGGAAUAGAGGAAAAAUGAACAUACCCGACCGGGUAACUUCAAUACACCCGGCCGGGCAUGUUCAUUAAAAACAUUCUGGAUAAGCGGGAGUUAGGCCCGACCGGGUCAACUUACCCCACCCGGCCGGGUCGUCGCGAAUUAUUUCACCGACUGAGCUGGCCACCCUCUUCCUCACUUCCUCUUCUGCAAACACGAACCAAACUCCGCCAAAACACCAUUUUCAAACUCCAUAUAUUUGAAUCCUCUCCAUUUCUACACCAAAUCCAUCAAAAAAAAAUCAUGCUCAUCAUCUCCUCCUCACCCUCUACAUUUCCAUACCCAUCAAACAACCCACAACCCACCAAAAAUCCAAAUCACCUUACUCCACAAACAGCAAAAGCCGAAAUUUCCUCAACCAAAAAGAAAGAAAUGACACCAAAAAGGGCAAAGAGAUUCAUUCUCUUGGACAUCUCGGACACAAGCACUAGGGACAGUGCUUUGAUUAGCAUGGGGGGAGAAUUUCAGGGAAAACUCACAUUCAUACUCUAUAUUCUUGAGUUUUUUUUUUCAAAAUAAAAAAAACACAAAAAAAAGAGAGAAUAAAGCUUGUUAAGUUGAAAACCUGAAAAGGCAACUUAAGCAAAAAUAAAGCAAAAAUAAGAGUGAGUUGUGAGGAUUGAAACAGAAAAAUGUGGGAAGCUGGGAUGAAAACCCGAAAGGGCACCUAGGCAAAAUGAGAGAAUGAGAGAAAAUAUUUUCUUUUAUUUCUGCAGGAUCCUAAGGGUAACGAAAAAAAAGAAUUGAGGUUGAUAAGAGAUAUGGGAGUUGAAGACCCCCCUUUUACUCUUAUAUUUUUGGGAUAUUUUUUCGUGUUGUUCUAAAAACACACGUGGAUGUUGGUGUUGAUACUCUUGCCAUUUUAAGGACUUCUUGGGCUGGAUUUGGUUUACUCGAGACGAGUAAAGGUUCAAGUGUGGGGGUAUUUGAUAUGCACUAAUUAGUAGUGCAUAAGUGUAUGUUUUUAUGUUUGAUUUGUGUGUAUUGUUUAUCGUUUUAUUUAGUUUAUAAACAUUUGUGUGAUUUUAGUUGUAAUUGUAUUUUAGUUCUCAUUUGUAAGUUGUAAAGUAGAGUUAGGAUUUAUGGUGUUGGAAAGGAAGACUUUGAAUGUGAAGAAAAAUAAUUCUUGGCUGCCCAGGACAAUCAUCCGGUCGGGUGAGGUAUUGCACCCGGUCGGGUGAGAAAUUUAAAUGCGAAACUGCUCAGGAAAUUACAUCACCCGGUCGGGUGAGGUAUUUCACCCGGUCGGGUCCGACUUGACCCGGAACACCAGAACGUGCCGAAGAUCGCCAGAACGUGGAAGAUAUUUGAUUUUGACAUGCACCCGGUCGGGUGGGCACUUUACCUGGUCGGGUACCCGGCCAAAGGUGUUGAAAAACACCUAUAAAUAGCCCCAUUUUCCUUCACAAAAAAAUCAUCCCUUCUUCCAUACUCUUAAGCUCAGUUUAGAAUAGUAUUUCUUUUAUAUUUUUAUAGCAUGUUUAGUCUCCAAAUGAGGAGCUAAACUCUUCC